AUGGGGGCGAGCCGCAAGAGCUUCCUUGGCUACUUGAUCACACUUGAAUUCGUCAUGCAGAACUGGCGUAGGCUGGUCGAUAUCGCCUUGUCCCAAAUCCAGUUGUCAUUCGAGCAGUGGUGGAGCGGCAUCAAGAAGACCGUUGCUGAUUAUGUCAUCAUUCUUACAUGGAUGGCAAAUCAAUCAGUAUCGAUCGCCAAACAGAUCGCCGUGAACUUUUCAAAGAUGUUCGUAAACAUGAUCGAGAAUGCCAAAAACGUGGGCAUGAAUUGGAAGGAACUUCUUUCUGGAAAGAAGACUUUCGAUGAAAUAUGGACCCCUCUUGGCGAAAGCCUCACCCUACACAUCGACGAACUUCCUAAACUUGCCGAACGCCAUAUAUCGGAGACCGAGAAGCGACUAAAGCUUCGCAUAGGAACGCUUACGGCAUCACUCGGUAUGGACUUCGCAGAGUUCUUCAAUAAGCGAAUGAAAGAACUCUUGCCUUCUAAGGUGCCCGACUUCGUUGACAAGUACGCAGGCUACUUUAAAGACAUGUUCAACGAUAUUGUGGGCACGGCUGAGAAUGCCUGGAGUAAGCUUCUUGGAUUUCACAAGAUGUUAGAAAACCUAUCCAAGCCUACGCAGUGGCGAGUCGUUGGAGAUGGUAAGCAGUUCGGCAGCAAGGAGGCUCUUGAUAGUGCUUUGAGUUGGAGGCAGCAAACACAGAGCGUCCACAAACCCUUGAAGGCUGUGGAGAUCGCAGCCAAGCAGCUUGCCGCACAACAGAAGAUGAAUAAGCAACUUGAGGUUCUCAUUCAGAAGAUCGUUCCAGCG
This is a messenger RNA of Symbiodinium sp. CCMP2456, 816 nucleotides long. The record is from the annotation of a GenBank genome assembly. NCBI's taxonomy places the organism in Eukaryota, Dinophyceae, Suessiales, Symbiodiniaceae.